AUGGGGGCGAGCAUGCCGCCGUGCCGGGGGAGCAUCGCCGCGGCCUCGGCCAGGGACGACGCGGUGGCGUGCGAAAGCGGCAGCCGCCUCCAGCAGGCAGCGGCGUGCCGCCAAGCUUCCAGGCCUACGAGCGGGCGGUCGCCCACGCGCGGCGUGGUGGGCCCCGACGGGGACCAGACGGAGAACGACGCGGUCAUCGCGGCGUGCCUCGCCGAGGACCCCGCCUGCGCGUCCCGCGACGAGUACGAGCGGCGCCGCCAGCUCGAGGAGCAGGAGAGCUGGGCCGUGGCCCUCAUGCUCCAGCAGAUGGAGCGGGACGAGUUCGAGAGGCUGCGGCAGGAGCGGGUGAGGGCCGCGGCGGUGGCGGACGAGGCCGCCGCUGGCAGGGAGCCACGCCUGGACGCGGGUCGACAGCGGACGGCGCAGCGCUGUGGCGGGCGGCCCCACCCCGGAUGUCUGCUGCGCCUGCCUGGACCGCAGGACGGGGCGAACGUCCUGCUGGUGCCGUGCGGCCACCGGACGGUCUGCAGGGCCUGCGCCAGGAAACUCCGACCUCCGAGGUGCCCCGUGUGCCGGCACGACGUCCAGCAGAUCUCGGUGAUCGGGUGA
Messenger RNA from Prorocentrum cordatum, 609 nucleotides. NCBI's taxonomy places the organism in Eukaryota, Dinophyceae, Prorocentrales, Prorocentraceae. The record is from the annotation of a GenBank genome assembly.